This is a messenger RNA of Nycticebus coucang (slow loris), 2647 nucleotides long. It is a transcript of the gene KCNN4, whose product is annotated as potassium calcium-activated channel subfamily N member 4. Lineage: Eukaryota; Metazoa; Chordata; Mammalia; Primates; Lorisidae. The transcript is spliced from 9 exons. Gene Ontology annotation, molecular function: small conductance calcium-activated potassium channel activity; calmodulin binding; intermediate conductance calcium-activated potassium channel activity. Gene Ontology annotation, cellular component: neuronal cell body; neuron projection; plasma membrane. Gene Ontology annotation, biological process: potassium ion transmembrane transport. The record is from RefSeq and is a predicted model, not a curated record. The coding region runs from base 251 to 1534 and encodes 427 amino acids.
UCUGCCCUCCUCAGUCUGGGGAGGAGGGUUGGGGAGCCUCCCCUGACCCAGGGGCCUCCCCGCCCCUCCCUGCCCUGCCCAGCCAGUCACCACUCCCCAGAGGGCACAAGCUCUGCUGUGCCUCAGAGCAAAAGCCCCAGAGCCAGCACAGCAGGCAGACGACCUGCAAGCCACAGUGGCUGCCCUUUGCGUGCUGCGAGGUGGGGGACAUUGGGCAGGAAGCUGGCUGAGUCCCAAGACCCCGGGGGCCAUGGGCGGGGAGCUGGUGCCUGGCCUGGGGGCCCUGAGGCGCAGAAAGCGCUUGCUGGAGCAGGAGAAGUCGCUGGCAGGAUGGGCACUGGCUCUGGCGGGAAUUGGCAUUGGACUCAUGGUGCUGCAUGCAGAGAUGCUGUGGUUCGGGGGGUGCCCGUGGGCGAUCUACAUGUUCCUGGUUAAGUGCAUGAUCAGCAUUUCCACCUUCUUGCUCCUUUGCCUCAUUGUGGCCUUUCAUGCCAAAGAGGUCCAGCUGUUCAUGACGGACAACGGGCUCCGGGAUUGGCGCGUGGCGCUCACCGGGCGACAGGUGGCGCAGAUCGCGUUGGAGCUGGCGGUGUGUGGGCUGCACCCGGCGCCCGUGCGGGGCUUGCAGUGCUCGCAGGGUUCCGGGGCGCCGCCGGUGGCGACGCAGCCCUGGCCAGUCUUCCUGGGUCAGGGGGAGGCGCUGCUGUCGCUGGCCAUGCUGCUGCGCCUCUACUUGGUGCCCCGCGCUGUGCUCCUGCGCAGUGGCGUCCUGCUAAACGCAUCCUACCGCAGCAUCGGCGCUCUCAACCAGGUCCGCUUCCGCCACUGGUUCGUGGCCAAGCUGUACAUGAACACGCACCCCGGCCGCCUGCUGCUUGGCCUCACGAUUGGCCUCUGGCUCACCACCGCCUGGGUGCUGUCGGUGGCCGAGAGGCAGGCUGUUAAUGCCACCGGGCACCUUUCAGACACACUGUGGUUGAUCCCCAUCACAUUCCUGACCAUAGGCUAUGGGGACGUGGUGCCCGGCACCAUGUGGGGCAAGAUCGUCUGCCUUUGCACCGGAGUCAUGGGGGUCUGCUGCACAGCCCUGCUGGUGGCUGUGGUGGCCCGGAAGCUGGAGUUUAACAAGGCAGAGAAGCACGUGCACAACUUCAUGAUGGACAUACAAUAUGCAAAGGAGAUGAAGGAGUCAGCUGCCCGAGUGCUGCAAGAAGCCUGGAUGUUCUAUAAACACACGCGUAGAAAGGACUCUGGAGCUGCCCGCAGGCACCAGCGCAGGCUGCUGGCUGCCAUCAAUGCGUUCCGCCAGGUGCGGCUGAAACAUCGAAAGCUACAGGAACAAGUGAACUCUAUGGUGGACAUCUCCAAGAUGCACAUGAUCCUGUGUGACUUGCAGUUGGGUCUGAGCAGCUCACAGAGGGCCCUGGAGAAGCGGAUUGACACACUGGCAGGGAAGCUGGACACCCUGACUGAGCUGCUUAACACUGCCCUGGGCCCACAGCAGCUUCCAGAAACCAGCCAGGAGGCCACGUAGCUGCUCUGGUUCUGUCUGGAACAAAGGACUCGCUGAGUUCAGAGCUGGAUCGACAUGAAGGAAAGAGACUCUAAUUACCCUUCCCUCUCUUUCUUUGCUCGAUCUCUCUUCCUGUUCUCUGGCUCUGUCCACCCUAUGCCCCUGUACAAAUGCUGCUACACACUGUGGUCUCUUGGUGCCCAGAUACCCCUAGCCUACUUUGUCCACUGGUUUCUACCUUGGUGUCUCUCACUCUCCUUCUUUCUGGUCUGUCAUCAGUCUCUCUCUUUGUCUCCCCAGGACCAAUGGAGGAGAGAUGGGGCUACUUUCCCUAGGACUGAGGUGAAGGACAUCUUCCCUGCCACUUCUGACCCAGCCCUGAGAAUUAAGCACCUCAAGUGCAAGGAGCAUAGGGGGACCCAGCUUUGGGAAAGUUGAUUCACUGAUGGCUGCUGGAGGGGACAAUGGCUACAGGGGGAAGACCUGGCCAACCUGAAGCCCCAAAUGGGAACAUGGUCACAACCCCGUGAACCCUCAUCAAAAACAUUCUCACUAGGCUGCUAUAGACAACCUCUAACUUUCAGUUACAAGUGGAGGUGAGGCUGGGCGCGGUGGCUCACGCCUGUAAUCCUAGCACUCUGGGAGGCCGAGGCGGGCGGAUUGCUUGAGCUCAAGAGUUCAAGACCAGUCUGAGUAAGAGUGAGACCCCGUCUCUAAAAAAAAUAGCUGGGCGCUGUGGUUGCGCCUAUAGUCCCAGCUACUCAGGAGGCUGAGACAAGAGGAUCACUUGAGCCUAGGAGUUUGAGGUUGCUGAACUGUGGCGCCACAGCACUCUACCAGGGGUUACAAAGUGAGACUCUGUCUCAAAAGAAAAAGAAGUGGAGGUGCCUGGGGCUGGACUCCUGGGACCCAGGGGAGGAGGAACUAGAGGCCCAGAGUCCAGGACUGUGGGAAGCUUCGGUUACCGCUGGACGCACUGAAGGAACCAGGGAUGAGGCUGCAGCCAGGCGGGAGGUGGCGCCCCCUGGCAGGACAGCAAGGAGUCACUAGAGCUGCAGAGAAAAUCUGGUGGGGAGGAAGAAGCCUAACUCACCACUCUGUGCUCUUAUACUUUGUAAUAAAUGUUAAACAAAG